AUGGCCUGUGAGGACAAGCUUGCCAGAGUUGACGAGUUGGUUGAUGGCUUAAAUGUAUACAACAUUUUGGAACCUUGCUACCAUGCCCCUGAGAAGAUAAAGACCAAAAAUAUCGAGUUGCCAAGCAGCUUCCGAUUGCUUGGCCAGACCGCGAGGCCGCUCGCUGUGAGGAAGAGGAUGUUUGGUCGAGCCUGGCCUCUUAGAGCUCCUGUCAGAGCUGGCAUUGUUCCAAGUUGGUCCCAACUUCUUGGUGACACCGAAGUUCCAUGCACUAAUGAUGAAGUUGCAACAGCAUGGUUGAACAAUGAAGCAGUGAGAAAAGCAAUCCAUACUGACAAGAGUUUGGCAGGCAACUGGGAGCUAUGUACUGAUAAACUUAACUUUGACCACGAUGCUGGGAGCAUGAUCCCCUUCCACAAAAACCUUACCUUGAAAGGAUAUCGAGCUCUUAUUUUCAGCGGCGAUCAUGAUAUGUGUCUUCCAUUCACUGGGAGCGAAGCUUGGGUUCGAUCACUUGGAUACAAGGUCAUUGAUGAAUGGAGGCCAUGGACGUCGAACAAACAAGUUGUCGGGUACUUACGAAGCUAA
Cucurbita pepo subsp. pepo (vegetable marrow) is the source of this 588-nucleotide messenger RNA. Lineage: Eukaryota; Viridiplantae; Streptophyta; Magnoliopsida; Cucurbitales; Cucurbitaceae. The record is from RefSeq and is a predicted model, not a curated record.